AUGACAGUCGACCGGUCGACCGAGGAUCGGGAUCAGAGAUGGGAGAGUCCAAUCCGCGAGCGGGAUUCCAAAGUGUGGCAGAAGGCGUGCAAGUUCGGGCUCUUCGACCACGUGGUGUUGAGCGACGCGAAGGACAUGAAAGCCGCUUUUCAAUCCAAUAAAUUCCUGGAUCGACCAGACACCUUCCCCUAUACUUUGCUCUCUAUGGAUCACACCCUCGGAAUAUCGGGUUCAAAUGCAGAAGGUUGGAAGAGACGCCGACGUCUCCUCCUGCAAACGUUCCGUGACCAGGGCGUGGGAGACCAACGGGUGGAACCCAUCGUCGAUCGACAGAUAGGAUCCUACCUCGAUCACCUGGAGAAAGAGAGGAGGAGAGGAGGGGGGCUACUGUUGGACGUGCAACUCAACAAAGACCUCACGAGCAUCUUGAACGUUCUCGUCUUCGGCGUGGAGAACCCAUUCUCAAGCGAACAAGAGUACGAGAGUGCGAUCCGGAAAUUGGAAGAAUUCCUGAACUCUGAGAACCACAACCAGUGGCUCGUCCUCAGUGCCAUCUUCUUUCACUUGCCCAAAUACUUGAAAGCGUUCGUGAGAGAGGAUCUCCAAGCCUUUCAAUCCUUCCUCACACGAAUGGCGGAGGUGAUAUCCAGACUGCGUUGCACUUGGGCAUCGAGCCCCGACGACACAGUGGCAGCUGCUUUCCUCGAGGACCUCCGCCAUCGACAAGCCAUGACUCCCGACCAAAAACGUACAGAGCUAUCGGGGGUCCUGCUGGAUGCAUUCGGAUCGACGGUGGACAUUUUACCAGGGACGGCCAGGUGGAUCGUUCUCUUUCUCCUCCUCGAUCCCGAAGGGCAAGACGAGAUCCGUCGGGAAAUCCUCGCCAACAUCGGAUCGCAACGCCGACCGACUUACUCGGACAGGAACAAGUCCUUUCGGUCACAAUGGAAAGACUUCUCUCUUGACGUCGCUAAGGCAAGUCUUUCUUACUUCUUGCAUCUCGUCCUCGGCAGACUGCCGUACUGUCAGGCAUUCCUGGAGGAAAGUCUACGACGAGCCAGCACGGCUCCGUUGGGAUUCGAUCACGUGGCCACCGAACACGCCCACAUACGGGAAUACCACAUACCCAAGGGAACAUCCAUCGUUUCUAACAUCCAUGCCUACCAUCACGACCCAGAAGUGUGGUCCGAUCCGGAACGGCACCGACCCGAAAGGUUCCUGGACGAGUCGGGCAACUUCAAGCGUGGAGAAUUCCCUGUCAUCACUUUUGGCAUCGGGAGGCGGUCGUGUCCAGCGGAGGUGAUAAGCCGGGGGAUUCUUUUCUCCUUCAUGACGUCCCUUGUUCAAAGAUUCUCCAUCGACAAAGUGGACGGCGGAUUCUACUCGACGGAGCCGAGAGGACAUGCCCUCUUUCUCCGUUAUCCGACUCCUUUCCUCUUCACUUUGAAAGCCCAUCCAUAAAGAGCAAGCUUUCUUCUUCGUUUUUAAAUGACAUCUAUAGAGAGAAUGCUCGUCUACUCCCCUACCUGUCCCCCUUUCUCUUCACUUUGAAAACAUUUGUACGGAAAUUGCUUCUCACUCACCUAUCUCGUGGAAUAAAACACUGG
Darwinula stevensoni is the source of this 1607-nucleotide messenger RNA. The record is from the annotation of a GenBank genome assembly. NCBI's taxonomy places the organism in Eukaryota, Metazoa, Arthropoda, Ostracoda, Podocopida, Darwinulidae.